AUGGCAGAUUCUUCUUGGAGUUGGGAAGAAAAUAAGCGAUUCGAGUUUGAUCUUGUUCAAUUUCCAGACGGGACUCCAAAUCGAUGGGAGAAAAUUAAAAUUACUGCAAAACUUGAGGGAAAAUCGGCAAUGGAAAUUGAAGAACAUUACGGUGAUUUGUUGCAUGAUUUGGCAUUAAUCGAGGAUGGGUUAAUUGCACCGCCGAUAUAUACAGACGACACUGCGGCGGAAUCUGAUGAAGCCGAUUGUUUGGUGGAUUCCGGGAAGAAGGUGCAGAAAAGAGUAGCGAAACCCUGGACUGAGGAGGAACACAGGUUAUUUUUAGUGGGAUUGGAAAAAUACGGCAAAGGAGAUUGGAAGAGUAUAUCAAGACAUGAAGUUCGAACAAGGACUCCAACACAAGUUGCAAGUCAUGCCCAAAAAUAUUUUGAGCGCCAGAAAAAGGGAGAAACCAAGAAAAGGUCGAGCAUAUUCGAUAAUUCUAUUGCUCAAUCGUCGACUCAAAAUCCAGUCUAA
Molecule: messenger RNA, 516 nt
Organism: Fraxinus pennsylvanica
Lineage: Eukaryota; Viridiplantae; Streptophyta; Magnoliopsida; Lamiales; Oleaceae
Source: the annotation of a GenBank genome assembly